AUGAGACAAUCUGAUAUAAACGAAUCUGGAAGUUUGCAAAGCAACAACAUAAGAGAAAACUUCGAUGGAAAUGAAACUCAGUUAAAACGCGAGAGAAGCAUACCUCGGCUUCGGAAUCAGAGACCGCGCCAGAAAUCUGAGAGAUCGGACUCAGAAUCCUUGAUUCUCUUCGUUCCUGGAUCAGAUGACCGCGCAAAGCCCAGCCCAGCCCAAUCUAUAUCGUUUCGUUUACCAGAAGAUCGACCAACUAAACCGUUCGAUUUUGGUUUUCGUUUGCUUGGUUCGGUUGAGACUUCGAAGGGAAUUAUCAACCGGAUCAGAAUUGUUGCAAUUUGGUGUGGGGGCUCGGUGUGGUUCAAAAACACAGCAAUUGGGAGAGUUUCGGUUGACAACCCGAUAACUUUAGCCUUUAGGGUUUCUAACGUUGAAGCUCGAAACACUUUCGAUCCUAAAGAUUUCUGUAGCCGGAGACUUCAUUCACCGAUACUCAAGAGGGAGAAAGAGAGGAGAGAAGCGUUAGAAGCAAUGGAGGGAGCAGAAGAAGCUGGGGCGGAGAUAGCGGUUGAUUCAAAGGACUUACAGCAGCAAAGCAAAGCUUUCGACAAGCUUACCGAUCGCGUCGAGGAUCGCCAGCUCGAUUCUUCUCGUGUUCAAUCGUUAGUAAAUUGUUUGGCUUACAAGGUCAAUAUCGUGUUUCAGGCCAUGGCUUCUAUUGCUGCUUCUAGAGAGGCUGAUCUAAAUGCGAAGAGAUUGAGGGAGAAGGAACUAGCUUCUGUUAAGAUCAAUGCUGCAGAUGUUGAGAUUAUUGUAAACGAACUCGAGCUUCAGUGCAUGAAAGACUCUUCAUUCAUAAGGCUGCGUGCAAAAGUUCUGAAGCUUGUGAUCCUUGUAAACGAGCAGCUGGAGAAGAAUGUGGUGGAGAGAACACUAAGGGAGAACAAAGGCGAUGCGGUUGCUGCAACUAGGGAAUUGCUUUCGCGAUAUCCUCUAUGA
Thlaspi arvense is the source of this 993-nucleotide messenger RNA. The record is from the annotation of a GenBank genome assembly. Lineage: Eukaryota; Viridiplantae; Streptophyta; Magnoliopsida; Brassicales; Brassicaceae.